Dreissena polymorpha is the source of this 833-nucleotide messenger RNA. RefSeq lists its product as uncharacterized. The transcript is spliced from 5 exons. The coding region runs from base 500 to 826 and encodes 108 amino acids. NCBI's taxonomy places the organism in Eukaryota, Metazoa, Mollusca, Bivalvia, Myida, Dreissenidae. The record is from RefSeq and is a predicted model, not a curated record.
UUGAAAACUAGUGCUUUUUAACUUGUGUGACCUUUAUUUUUAUUAAAGCGUGAUUGAUCUGUUUUGUUUAUAUUCUUUUUGUGUAGUUAGAUACACAUAAGACAAGUUUAGUCGUCCUUAUUAGUCUUGUUGCAAUUGUAUUGUUAAGGUAGUAUUUGGGUUGUUAAGACUUGUCUUUUUAUAAUUAGUAAAUUUAUUACGCAGGCUCUUUUGAACAGGAUGCAGUGUUGUGUCAGGAAGCAUUUUCCUUUUAUUUUUUCAGGUGCCCAAGACAGGAGAAAAGUGAACCGUAUUGCUGGGGACUCCAAUGCUCAUCGGAUUAAGGAUAUUCUUCCUGCCGAUAUAGCUGUCAAAUGCCUGCCAAUCUCUGAUGAGUAUAUGUAAUGACAAUGGUAUAGAACAGUAAUUACAGUUUCAGACAUUCGCCAACUCUGUUUUCAAAGGUGCCAAAUUUUCUUGUGAUCGUUUUCGCCAUGCAUUGUUGAGAGACUUGCGGAAGAUGGAUGUUCAACAGCUGUAUCUUCAUCUAGGCUCAAAUGACAUUCUUACAAAUGAAGCGGUGUUUUACCGAGAUGUAGCUGACUUGUGCGAUUUGGUGCAUCAGGAGGCGCACAAUCGGUGUCCAGAAUGCAGGGUUGUUUGCUCCAACGAAGACGCUUUGCUGAGCCACUUCUGCAGUCGCCACAUCAAGCAACCAGAGACUGGAAAAGAGAGUAAAAUUAAGCUGAUAGGCUCACCAAUGAUUGCAUCUGCUAAUCAUGAACUCAACGAAGUCAGCUCAAGGAAGUGGAAGGCAUGCUUGGAAAAUAGAAGUUUCCAUUAUUAAGGCAAAU